Plasmodium vinckei vinckei is the source of this 3234-nucleotide messenger RNA. RefSeq names its product autophagy-related protein 7, putative. Gene Ontology annotation, cellular component: phagophore assembly site; cytoplasm. Lineage: Eukaryota; Apicomplexa; Aconoidasida; Haemosporida; Plasmodiidae. Gene Ontology annotation, molecular function: Atg12 activating enzyme activity; Atg8 activating enzyme activity. The transcript is spliced from 2 exons. The record is from RefSeq and is a predicted model, not a curated record. Gene Ontology annotation, biological process: cellular response to nitrogen starvation; piecemeal microautophagy of the nucleus; C-terminal protein lipidation. Bases 1 to 3234 code for a protein of 1077 amino acids.
AUGGAUUUAAAUAAGCGUGAAGCAUGUUCAGAAGAAUUGGAAAAUGGGCAAAACUGCGAUGAGGAAAAGGAACAAAUACUAAAACACUGUUACAACGAAUUUAAGAUAGAUAUAUCUUUUUUUUUAAAGUUACAUGAACAGAAAAUAAAUAUUUAUAAAUUAAAAAGUGAUUAUGUUAAUUUAAUUUCAGAAACAUAUAUAAAAAAAAUAAAAGUAGAAUAUAAAUACAAAGACAUAAAUAAUUUAGAUAUAAUUGAAUUUUAUUAUCCAUAUAGAAAUACUAGUUAUGUAGAAAUUAAUAAAAGUUCGUUUGAUAUUGAUAAAAUGUGUGUAAUGCCCCAAGAAAAUGAACAAGAGGAAAAUAUUAAAAAAACAAAUAACUAUAAUAAAAAAUAUCAAGGAAUACUUUUAAAUUUUAAUACAUUAGAAGAAUUCUUAAAUGCAAAUAAAAUAAAACAUGUUGAAACCUCAAUGAAUGAUAUAAAAAUGUAUAUAGCAUGUGAAAAUAAAAAAAAGACAUGUAUAUAUGAUAAUUCUUUUUGGGAAUAUAAAGAAGGUGAAUUAAAUUUGUUUGAAAAAAUAAACAAAUAUUUAAUAUUAAGUUAUUUUGAUUUAAAAAAAUGUAUAUGUUAUUAUAGUAUAGCAAAUCCAGUAAUCAAGCCAGUAGAAAAUUUUAAAGAACUAACACCAUCAAAAAGGUUGCAUAUAUAUAUAGACACAGAAUAUGCAUAUUUAAAUAAUGACAAAAACGAAAUUAAUGUUAUAGACACAAUAUAUUUAUCUCACAAACUUGAUAACUGUUUUAAUAAUAAUAAAUUGUUUGUAAAGUCAAGAAUAUUUUUAUUACUUCGAUGUAAAAUUCCCAAAAAUGACGAUGAAAAAAGUGAGACUUAUUAUGAUGAGUUCAUGGAAAAUGCUCAUGAAGUUUUGUCAAAUACCCCAAGUGAAGAAGACAACGAAUUUUAUAAAAUAAACAGUUUUAAAAAUUUAUAUGAAUAUAUUUUUUAUGACAAUACCAACAAAGACAAUAGUUUAAAUGAUGACCAACAAAAUAAACAUAUUUCACAUUAUAAUAUAUUAAGGAAAAAUUUGAAUUUAGUGGUUUUACCAAUUAGCUGUUUGAACGAAUUAAAAGAAGAUAUAAAUAUUUCAAAAAAUAAAAUUUUAAAAAAUAUAAAAAAAGAACUUUUUGAUAUAUAUAUAUGUAUGAUUGAUCCUAAUUAUGUAUGUAAUUCAUUAAAUUGGGAUGCUCGAAAUUUAUUAUAUUUUUUAACAAUAAAAUAUGAAUUAUAUAAUUUUUAUAUUGACUUAUUAGCAUUUAGAGAUAUAGGAAUGUUUGAUGAUAAUAUAAUUUGCUCCUUUAAUUCAAAAAAAAAGUUAAUUUUUAAAUGCCCUAUAUUUUCAAAAGAACUUCAAACUAGUACUAAUAAUACUCAAACUUUAUUCACAGAUAUUCCAAACAUUUUAGGAAUAAAUUAUGAUUUAUUAGGCACACUAAAUUGUUCAGAAAGAAGUAAAAUAUUUAAUUUGGGGUUAGUAAGCAAGUGUAAUUAUUCCACUAACAACCUUAACAAGUCAGGUGAUACAAAUUUGGGUGAAGGACAAAAUAGGCUGAUUAAAUUCUUUUUAAACUCAUCAAUGUUUAAUAUAAAAAUUGUUGGAUUUUCCGAUUUUUUUAAGACAACCCAAUAUGAUAAAGAUAGAAAAAGUGACAGUUUUCAAAAUUAUAAAGAUAGAAAAAGUGACCAUUUUCAAAGUGGUGAAAUGCGUAAAGAUAUGAACCUUUUAAAAUAUGAAAUAAUAGGAGGAUGGAAAAAAUAUGUAGAAAAAAAAAAUAACAAAAUAAAAGAAAGUAUAAUAUAUAUUAUAAAUUUAAAUAAUUUUUUAAAUAAAAAUACAAUACAAAGAAUAUCACUUGAAUUAAAUAUAAAAUUAAUAAGAUGGCGAAUUUUAAAAAAUUUUAAAUUUGAAAAAAUACAUGAUUUAAAGAUAUUAAUAAUUGGGUUAGGUACAUUAGGUUGUUCUGUUGCUAGAACAUGUGUAGCAUGGGGAAUAAAAAAUUUUACUUUUAUUGAUAAUUCACGUGUUUCUUAUUCUAAUGUUAGUAGGCAAUGUUUAUUUACUUUAGAUGAUGCUGAGUCUUGUAGUAAUAUGGGAGAAUAUAAAAGUGUAGCUGCUAAAAACAAUUUAUUAAAAAUAUCACCUGAUUUAAAUAUUACUAGUAAAAUAAUGGAUAUACCUAUGCCUGGUCAUUUAAAUUAUUUAAAAAAUGAAAACCUUUAUAAAACAAUAGAAGAAUUAGACAAUUUGAUUGAUAAUCAUGAUGCCGUAUUUUUACUAACAGACUCAAAGGAAUCACGAUAUUUCCCAUCCCUAUUAAUAGCUGAAAAGCAUUAUAACUGUUUAAAAAAGUAUAAAAAAUUAACGACCGAUUGUGAUAGUAAUAUUAAUGAUAUAUGCAAACUGGAUGGAGAUAACAUAACAUAUAGCAAUUAUAUGUGUAUACUGAAUGAGGGAAUAGAAAAUGAUAGAAGUAAAAAUGGUGGCAAUAAACACGUUAGCAAUGAACAAAGUUUUAAUAAAAAAAAUGAAUUCAUUGAUCAUCGAAACACAUUUUAUAGUAAUAUUUUAUCAAGAAUAAAUCAGAUAAAUAAAAUGCCACCUUUAGGUAUAUCAGUAGCAUUAGGGUUUGAUUCAUUUCAAGUUAUAAGACAUCCAUAUUUAUAUUUUAAAGCUGCUUGUUAUUUUUGUAAUGAUAUGAAUUCACCAACCGAUUCAAUAAGUUAUAGAACAUUAGAUGAAAAAUGUACAGUCACUAGACCUGGUAUUAGCUCAAUAAGUAGUAGUAUAGCAACAGAACUAUUAAUAUCUUUAACACAACAUCCAUUACAAUUUUCUGCUCCUCAUAUUGAGAGUGAUCAGUACAUUUGUUUUGAUUUAAAAGGAGAUGAUUUAAAAAAUAAGAAUGUAGAAACAUCAAACUCAUUUGUUUCAUGUUUAGGAGCUACCCCACAUAUUAUCACUUUUAACUUAUCAAACUUAUCAAUGCGAAAACUUUAUUCCGAUGCCUUCGAUAAAUGCGUUUGUUGCUCGGAGUACGUUAUCUUAAAAUAUCAGGAAAACAAACCCGAGUUUGUCAAAAAGGUGAUUAUCGAAAGUCUCAUGCUCGAGGAGAUAACCAACAUGGGAAUGCUCAAGCAAGCCGAUGAAGGGGAGGUGAUAAUUUUGGAUUAG